Pneumocystis carinii B80 is the source of this 1141-nucleotide messenger RNA. RefSeq lists its product as hypothetical. Gene Ontology annotation, molecular function: protein binding. NCBI's taxonomy places the organism in Eukaryota, Fungi, Ascomycota, Pneumocystomycetes, Pneumocystales, Pneumocystaceae. The transcript has 2 exons. Bases 44 to 1105 code for a protein of 353 amino acids. The record is from RefSeq and is a predicted model, not a curated record.
UAUAUAAAGAAAUUUAAGAGUAUAAAGGGAUAUAAUAUAAAAGAUGUCUUUUUUAUGGAGAUUUUUUCGAAAUAUAGGUAUAUUUCAAGUAAAAUAUAAGGAGAAAAAUAGUGGAAUUUUUUUAUAUAAAAAGAAUGAAAUAGAAUAUAUAAGGAAUAUAAUUGGAAAAAAGGAUUUAUAUGUAUUUGAAAAAAGGCGAAAAAAUAUCAAAAAAUCAUAUUCAGAAAUAUUAAAUAUUUAUAAACAUAUAAAUUAUUUAAAAAAUAGAAUUGAGAAAGAGAUUUCAAGAGAUAGAAAGAUUAAACUGAAUGAAGGAGUAGGGGAGAUUAUUCCAAUUCUUGUUUCGCCGGAUGAAUUAUUUUUAAUAACAGAAAUAAUGUUAAAAACACCAGUAUCUAAAUCAAUCUUAGAAGAAAAAUUAAAUCUUUGUAAGUUUUCUAUUGAAAUAGCAUCAAUGAAAGAAAGUGAAUUGGCAAAUUUGUAUAUUGCGGAAAAAAAAAUGCAAUCAGGGAGGCCAGAUCAGAUAUAUCAAGCUUUACAUAUAUAUAAAACUCUUUGUAAGAAAGGAAAUGCAAAAGCAUUAUUAAUUCUUGGUGAUUUUGCUAUGAAAUUGAAAGAUACAGAGAGGGCAGAAAAAAAUUAUCUUAAAUCUAUUGAAAAAGGGAAUUCUGAUGCUAUGGUAGCUAUGGCAGUUCUUAAAAAACAAUUGGGAGAAGAAGCAGAAGCAAAACUUUGGUUUAUACGUGCAUCUGAAUUGAAUAAUCCUAAGGGACAUUUUGGAAGGUCAUUAUAUACAACACAUGAAGAAAGUUUAUAUUAUCUUUUACAAGCUGCAUCUAAUGGAAUUGUUGAAGCAGCUCAUAAUAUAGCUAAUAUAUACAGAAAACAGGGCAAUACAUUAUUUUCAAAAGAAUGGUUUGAAGUAGCAGCAUUUUCAGGAUUUCAAGCAAGUCAAAUAAACCUGGCAAGAUUAUAUGAACAGGAAGGAUUAUUUAAUAAAUCAUUAUUUUGGACAAGAGAAGCUCAAAAACAAGGAGGAAGUAUAGCAGAGGAUGCAAAACAAUAUGAAGAUAUAUUAUUAAAAAAGCAUCCUUAUUUAAAAUAACAAAACAAAUAGAUUGAUAUACAUUAUAAAAUAAUU